This is a messenger RNA of Egretta garzetta (little egret), 4175 nucleotides long. It is a transcript of the gene APOBEC2, whose product is annotated as apolipoprotein B mRNA editing enzyme catalytic subunit 2. Gene Ontology annotation, biological process: cytidine to uridine editing. Lineage: Eukaryota; Metazoa; Chordata; Aves; Pelecaniformes; Ardeidae. The transcript is spliced from 5 exons. The record is from RefSeq and is a predicted model, not a curated record. Gene Ontology annotation, molecular function: RNA binding; cytidine deaminase activity. Gene Ontology annotation, cellular component: membrane; cytoplasm; nucleus.
GUAAAACUCAGCAAACUAUCUGUUCCAUGUACAGCAGCACCAGCAUUAGAGACAGAAGGUGGCCUUGGAUGUCCAACCCUUUUUCUUCACGAGGGAGAGAAAGGCAGCAAGAGACGCAGGGAAAAGGCUACCUCAAGCCACCAAGGAAGGAUGUGGGUUUCUACUCUUGUUUUUACUGUCCUGCCUCACAUUGGAGGCUUCCUUAGCUGGUUCUUUAAUCGAAAAGAAAUGCCUGUUUGGCAUGAGAAGCUGAAAAAGCCUUCAUGGUGUCCACCUUGCAAAAUACUCUCUGUUGCUUGGAGUAUCCUGUACACUGUCAUGGGCUAUGCCUCCUACCUGAUAUGGAAUGACCUGGGCGGCUACAGCAGCAAAAUUAUCAUCCCACUUGGCCUCUACGGGGCUCAGCUGGCCUUGAACUGGGCUUGGACGCGCUUAUUCUUCCGUGCACGUAACCUGAAGAUGCGGCCAUAACUUAAUACCCCUAUACUCAAGAAGAUGGCAGAAAAGCAGGAGGAGCCCAGCAACGCCCAGAACGGUGAACCUGACAACGCAGAAGAGGGCGAGGAAAAAAAGAAGAAGAAGUUGAAGCGGGAAGACCUGCCACCAUUUGAAAUUGUGACAGGGGAGCGUCUCCCAGCCAUAUUUUUCAAAUUCCAGUUCAGGAAUGUGGAAUACAGCUCAGGCAGGAACAAAACCUUCCUGUGUUAUGUUCUCGAGACCCAAGGCAAAGAGUCAGUGACUUCUCGGGGUUACCUGGAAGACGAGCACGCAGCCGCCCAUGCAGAAAUGGCUUUCUUCAACACAAUUUUACCAAAGUGUGAAUCAAGCCUCCGUUACAACGUCACCUGGUACGUCUCCUCCAGUCCCUGUGUGACCUGUGCUGAUCGGAUAACUGAGACCCUAAAGAAGAACAAGAACCUGCGACUGACAAUCAUGGUAGGGCGGCUCUUCAUGUGGGAAGAACCAGAAAUGCAGGCUGCCCUGAAAAAAAUGAUAUCAGCUGGCUGCAAGCUGAGGAUUAUGAAGCCUCAAGACUUUGAGUAUGUCUGGCAGAACUUUGUGGAACAGGAGGAAGGAGAGGAAGCAAAGGCUUUCGUGCCAUGGGAGGACAUUCAAGAGAACUUCCAGUAUUAUGAGGAGAAGCUGUCUGAGAUUUUGCACUGAAGCUCACGUGAGUGAGGAUUUCCACUUGGUCACCUAGCUCCUUGUAUUAGUAUUACAGACUCCUCUUUUUUUCUUCAGGCUGUUAAAGGCAAACCCCAGAGCCAAUUUCAGUUGCUGUUACUCUCAUACAUACCCAGCUGGGUUUGCCUGUACCUGAAAUACUGCAAACAAUCCUAGGCAGUAACGUAGCCCUUCAAGGGCAGUAACACUACAGUGGGCUCCACCACAGCAGACAUGCAAUGGAUUUAGUUUUUUUUCUUCUCCUCAGAGUAAACACCUCCAGGAAUAAAGAAUAAAAAGGUACUAGGAUCACUAGGUGCAACAAGAAUACCUCAUUAUUCCCCCCAUGCACGAUAUUCAGAACGCAUGUGGAAACAGUGGGAAUGUAGAGCCUAGCCCUCUAGAAAAACAGCCAACCACUAAAGGAAAUCACAGUUAUCAUUGCAGAAUUCCCUUUUUUUUUUUUUCAGGGAUACCACAAAGUCACCUAUUUAAGCCAUAAAACAUGAAAGCAUUUGAAGCUUCUAACAUGUCUCUCUUUCUCCUUCCCCAGGACCAAUUCAGAAAAGAUCUACAGAGAGAUGCGACAAGACUCGGACAUCAGGGCCACUCCUGCUUUCCAAAGCCUGGAUUCCAGCAGGAUGGAGUACCAACUUCUGGAAGACUAAGCCCUGAUGGACUACAAAUACAUAUACAACACAGAUCUUUGCUGUUUGGCGUUUUUUUUGGUUUAUGUUGUUUCUCCCCCCCACCCCAAACAAACCCAUGCUGCCUCUGCUGACAGGAAAAAAAGGCGGCAACAUAUGGUGUGGUUAAACCUUGAAUGAAAGGGAUUGCAGGGGACCUACAGGAAAGAGUCCAGGUCUCACAUAUUGGUACUAUUUUUUCAAGAAAAGAUCUUAGAACAAAGCUGCCAAUUAGAUAAAUGUGUUUAGAAAGUACAUACUUCAUACAUGUUAAAAAGAAAGGCAUUUAAGGCAAAAAAAAAAAAGGUUUUCUUUCUCUGGCCUCCUCAUUAAUCAGAGCUGUGAUUUAAAUUAGGGCUAACUGGUCUGUGAUGGAGCCCCAAGUACUUCAUUUCAAAUACAUCAAAAACCUUCUCCCCUUGUUCAAUGAUGUUUGUGAUAUAAAACCGGGAAAAGCAAAGUGAAAUAAAAUUGGAAGUCACUGCAAAAGCUAUAGCACUGUUUAUUCCUUCUUCUCUAUUUGCAAGAGGUCCUAAAUUUAAUCUGACAAGUGAGACAUCCUGGGACAGCCACGUAUGAAAUAUUUCGUAGCUGAAGUGCAGCAUGACGAGAAGGGAGAAUUACUAUAUGCCAAAAAAAUUUCAAGAGUACAUACAAGUGUGGGAGACAGAGAGAGAGAGAAUAUGGGCAUAUCACUUUCCAUAUAAAACAAGGCACAGACCAAACAAGGGUCACAGGGACACUCAUCGGCUAAGAAACUGAGUCAGAUAAGGGUCAUUCUUCCAAUCAGUUCUUCAUGUUGGUUUCUGCCUCACUGUCACAAGCUAGAAUGGUGCUAGAGAUGCACACAUAAAACUCCUGACCGCACCUGUCUCUUACCUCAGUCAGCUGCACUAAAUUCUGGCAUAAAUUUUCAAGGCAGAAAAAACAAGCAGCAAUGAGAACACCUUUGUGGAGCCACUGUGGGUUUCAUCUCUUUGCCACUAGAUUUAAAAAAUGCAAAUAAGUGUAAGGGCUAAAUCAAUGAGCAGUCUUGAUGCCCGCUCUUGAUCAGCUUAAUACUCCAAGUUCCUAUUUGUCUUACUGAGUUUAUUUUUUUUUUUCAGUUGUGUACUUAGCUACAACAAUUAUCCACCAAAACCAAGGUUUAUAAAGGAUGGUUGACAAACAAGGAGAGUAAUAACAUGAAGCUCUUAAAGACACAGUCAGGAUUUGCAGAUCUGCAUCAGCAAAGAAACCACACAAUACAGAUUAACCCACAAAGCUCAGAACAGAAAACGCUCCACCCAUUCAAUUCACAGUAAAAAGCAAUAAGGACUCCUUUAUGCCAAAAAAGUAACUGUUACGUCCCAUCUUUUAGGUUUAUUCAACGUAUCUGGCAUUUUUCUGCCAUUCAAUAUGAAGUAACUCAAAAAGAUUUGUUAUUACGGAGGGUGGGGAAAACCAAACAUAAAGGAGAUGCAGACCACACUUUCAAAAAUCAAGUGUUUAUCAACGGUCUGAUGAACUGUGACUAAUUUGCUUUCGCCAUUGGUGCAUCAAACACCAACCUACAUACAGCAGCUAAACUACAAAUGCAGUAAAAAAAGAACUAUGGAAAACAAACCUUGAGCUCCAUACUAUGACUUUUUACAGCACAUCAGUCAUUCACAGGUGUGGAUUCUCAGAAAACUGAGCCUGCAGACUCUACCAAUUAUACACUAUAGAAUGCACCCACAAGGCGUCUUUACACAUCUCCAGCAUUCCCCCUCGAAACCCAGCUUUCCUCUAGAAGAGAGCCACAACACAUACAGACGUAGGUAUGUUUUUCAGAAGGACUGUGCUCUGAUCUGACAGCAGAGUACUGACAAGCUAUUUAUUUCAUGUUGACAGCAUGAUUCUUAGUGAGUACAAUCUCGUAACAAAAAAAUUGUAUUUGUGGCAGGAACAUAGAAAUUAAAUUUUUAACCCUGUAACGAACAGAGUAAGUGAACUCUAUGCCAGAGAUGAACAUUGCAAAACUUUUGAAAAGUCACAGGGCUCCAAAGCUCAUCAUUAUCAACGGCAACUACAAACCAACAAAUACCUAAGCAACAGACAGCUCCAGUUUCACUCUGCACAGGAACUGUCAGCUUUAAGUAGAAACUCUAGUGCAGGCAGGUGGUCCAUGGAGGACCAGUGACAUCUGGUGGCUUGCUGGGACAGACCAGGAACUCCCAGAGCGUUAUCACAGCACCCUUGCCUUCUUCACAGGCUCCCUGAACACUACAUCCCAAAUUAGCUGCUCUGGAGCCCUUUUUUUUUAUUUGUUGUUGUUGUUGUUAAAAGCCACUGCUACUGACAACA